Molecule: messenger RNA, 1979 nt
Organism: Galeopterus variegatus (Sunda flying lemur)
Lineage: Eukaryota; Metazoa; Chordata; Mammalia; Dermoptera; Cynocephalidae
Gene: IRAG2
Product: lymphoid-restricted membrane protein
Exons: 18
Coding region: 204-1703 (499 amino acids)
Cellular component (GO): endoplasmic reticulum membrane
Source: RefSeq, a predicted model, not a curated record
UGUGUCUGGAUAGUCUUACAGCAGUUCCAAGGCUGGAACUGACACCUUUCUCAUGUGUAGCCAACCAAAUCCAUGCUUCGUGUGAAAGGCCCAAAUCUGGAGAAGUAAAAGAUGAUUCUUUGGGUGUGACAAGACGACACAAGUGCCCAGGUCCUGCCACAGGUGGCUCUGACCCAAGGACAGGUCUUUCAAGUUGCAUCAGGAUGAAUGAUGACCUAAGUAUGGAAGAGAAUGGUGUUGAAUGCUUGUGUUCUCAGAGCCCACCACCGUCCAGGGAAGAUUCCACACUACCAUCACCCAGACACACUUCCUCCACAGACAGUACUGUAGCUUCAAGUGAUUCUGGAUCAGAAAUUUUGAAUAUGGCUUCUCGUAACCCUGACUGUAAAUCACUCUGUGCAAAAGAGGAGGAUACAAGAUCAGCUUCUACCAUGACAGAGAUCCAAGGCACAAGUCCAGAUCAUGAGAAUAUUGCAUGCCAGAGCUCUAUGAGUAAGGAUAAAAUCAUAUUAAGUCUGGAAAACAAAGGGGAAUCAGAAACAAUAGAAGAGCAUAGAAAAGAAUGUACUGCAGGAGACACUGUGGUUUCCCCUCCUCUAGCAACCACUAUGAAAUCAGUUAACUUUGCACAAAGUGACAACACUUCUGCUAAUGAGAAGGAAGUGGAGGCAGAAUUUCUCAGAUUAUCUUUGGGAUUUAAGUGUGACUGGUUUACCUUGGAGAAAAGAGUGAAGCUUGAAGAGAGGUCCCGGGACUUGGCAGAAGAAAAUUUGAAGGAGGAGAUCACUAACUGUUUAAAGCUAUUAGAGUCCUUAACACCUCUGUGUGAAGACGACAGCCAGGCCCAGGAAAUCAUUAAGAAGCUGGAGAAGAGCAUAACGUUUCUGAGCCAGUGCACAGUGCGAGUGGCCAGUAGGGCUGAGAUGCUGGGAGCCAUUACUCAGGAAAGCCGAGUCAGUAAAGCGGUUGAAGUAAUGAUUCAGCAUGUAGAAAACUUGAAGAGAAUGUACGCCAAAGAGCAUGCUGAGUUAGAAGAACUGAAACAGGUUCUUUUGCAGAAUGAAAGGUCUUUUAACCCUCUUGAAGAUGAAGAUGACUGCCAAAUUAAAAAACGUUCAGCUUCUCUAAACUCCAAGCCAUCUUCUCUUCGAAGAGUGACCAUUGCCUCUUUACCCAGAAAUAUUGGAAAUGUAGGAAUGGUUGCUGGGAUGGAAAAUAAUGACCGAUUCAAUAGGAGGUCAAGCAGUUGGCGUAUUUUGGGGUCAAAGCAGAGUGAACACCGUCCCUCAUUACAUCGAUUUAUUACCACCUAUUCUUGGGCAGAUGCUGAAGAGGAAAAAUGUGAACUGAAAACUAAAGAUGACUCAGAACCACCUGGAGAAGAAAUAGUAGAAAGGACAAGGAAGCCAAGUCUUUCUGAAAAGAAAAAUAAUCCAUCUAAGUGGGAUGUCUCUUCAGUUUGUGACACAAUAGCUUCCUGGGCAACAAAUCUCAAGACUCCCAUGAGAAGGGCUAACAAGGCAUUCUGGCUUUCUGUUGCUUUCAUCAUCCUGCUUGCAGCUUUGCUGAGCUUCCUCACAGGCCGAUUUUUCCAGAAGUCUGUGGAUGCAGCUCCUACACAGGAAGGGGACUCCUGGAUCUCUCUAGAACAUAUCUUGUGGCCAUUUACCAGACUCCGACACAAUGGGCCACCGCCAGUGUGACUGCAGCACAUCCUAAUAUAUGUAUUUUGAGUUUUAAAGUUUCAGUAUCUGAAGUUCAUAAAUUAGUAACUUUUAGCCAGGCGAGUAUAGCGCGAAACCAGAGGUUCUCAGAAUGACUGUAAGAUACUUUACACGCUUUCGUUUGCGAUUACCUCCCCACCUAAUAUACCGUGGGGAAGAAACCUGCCUAUGAUCUUUUAAUGAGCUUUUUGAGGAAGAAAUAUUAUAUAUUGUUUUACUAAAAUUUAUUGAAAUAAAGAAUCAUUUAAAUCUUCA